Messenger RNA from Rodentolepis nana, 1005 nucleotides. NCBI's taxonomy places the organism in Eukaryota, Metazoa, Platyhelminthes, Cestoda, Cyclophyllidea, Hymenolepididae. The record is from the annotation of a GenBank genome assembly.
AUGAAAGAUGCUAAUCCAGAUCCAAUUAAAGUGAAAAAAACAGAGCAUCCGAAAAUUUCUAAAGUGACUGUACAUCCUCUCGUUCUUCUCGGUGUUGUCGACCAUUUUAACCGUGUUGGUAAGAUUAGCGGUGGUCAAAAACGCGUUGUUGGUGUUCUUUUGGGAGCUCUGCGUGGUAGCAUCCUAGACGUCAGCAACUGUUUUGCGGUUCCAUUCGAAGAAGAUCUAGCCGACCCGAAUGUAUGGUUUCUUGAUCACGAUUACUUGGAAAAUAUGUUUGCGAUGUUCAAGAAAGUCAAUGCCCGGGAACGUAUUGUGGGCUGGUAUCAUUCGGGCCCAAAAUUAUGUACAAAUGAUAUUAAGAUCAACGAACUAUUCAGAAAGUACACACCAAACUCUGUUCUCGUCGUUGUUGAUGUUAAAACGAAUGAAAGUGAUGGGAUCCCUACUGAAGCUUAUAUAGCAGUUGAGGAAGUUCAUGAUGAUGGGACUCCAACUACAAAGACCUUCGAUCAUCUUCUUUCUGAAAUUGGUGCUGAAGAAGCGGAAGAAGUUGGUGUUGAACAUUUAUUGAGGGAUAUAAAGGACUCGUCUUUGGGUAGCUUGACCCAGCGUAUCAAUGCGAAGUUGGCUGGUCUCUGUGGAAUGUUACAUCAACUAGAUGAAAUCCACAAUUACCUCCAGCUUGUUACAAGCAAACAAUUACCAAUUAACUAUCAGGUUAUGUACAAACUGCAGGAUAUGUUUAACCUUCUACCAGACGUGGAACUGUCUGAUAUGGUUCGAUCCCUCAAUAUGACAUCUAAUGAUCAAAUGCUAAACAUCUAUGUUGCUUGUGUGAUGCGAGCUAUUCUUGCUCUUCAUGAUUUGAUCAACAAUAAGUUAGCAAAUCGAGAGAGUGAGAGGAAUGAAGAUGAGGGCAAAAAGGUACCAAAAAGCGUUGCUGCGGCGGAUCAAUCCAAGGACGAAGCGAAUGCUGAGAAGCCCGCUAAGAAGAGGACGUAA